CAACACUACAAAUCUAUUACAUUUAUUGAGCUAAUGUGUAGUAAUGGCUCAAUAUGUCCUAGCAGGGACCGCAGGAUGUCCAAAGUAUGCUAGAGCUGAGAUUUUAGCAGACGACUUGUCAAUUAACCUACCAGAUUUUAAAGUACACAAGAUAGUAUUGUCGGAUGGAGAAUGGAAAGAAUGGUUGAAGAAUACCUGCUCCCAGCAUGGCUGGAAACACAGUUCCUCCCCUCUUGUUUGGAGAGAGCUAGUUGACAGAGGUGGGGCUGGAACCUACCUCGGAGGGUGGGAUGAUUUUAAGAAGAUGGCUGACCACUGGUACAGUUACAGUGACGGGCUAGAUGAUGGUAGUGUAAAAGAUAUAUCAUCUGAAAACAAAACUGGCUACGAGAGAGAUAAGGCAGCUUCAAUAAAAACACCAGUAACACCGGUCCACAUUAGUGUUAUCGGCGCUGCACAGCCCAUCGCUUAUCAGCUGCUUCCUCUUCUCUUUGAUUCUUGUUUUAAGGAUCAAAAUUUGGCUAUAAUACUCCAAGAUGUAGCUGAUCAUGCUCAAGAACUCGAUGGAAUAAAAAUGGAACUCGAUGAUUGUUCGUAUGGAGAACUUCACUCAGUGACAGUAACUCACUGUAUGAAGAACGCUGCAUCUAAAGCAGAUUAUCUUCUCAUUCUGGACCCUCUCGAUAACAAUUCCCAUCCAGACAGAUUCCAACUUCUCAAGACUAGCAGCUUGCUGUACAAGGACAUCGCUACUGCCAUCAAAGGCAUUGUCAAACCUGAAGCUAAAAUAGUGAUAAACGGCUACAAGGCAUGUUUAGGAGGAAUGUUGCUAAGACACCACGGAGUAACAUCAGACAAUAUUAGUGUUGUAGUGACACUAGACGAGCAGAGAAUGCGAGCUAAACUAGCUAAGAAACUUAUGGUCAUGCCAAGCGAUAUCUCGGGUAUAACUGUAUGGGGAAACGUACCAGUCCACCACGUUGCUAGUACAGCUAUUGGCACAGUUCGCAACCACGAGGGAGCCAUAACCGGUCCAGGAAGUUACAAUAAAACCGUUAUGGAGGCGGUCAAUGAAGAAACUUGGGAGUUUGCCAACGUGCAGAGUAGAGAUGAUAGAGACAAAAAGAUUUGUGAAAUGACAGGACGCAACGCAAAUAUGUCCUCCGCUCUGGCAAUCUACCGACACAUUGAAAGUUUGGUGAAAGGAAGCGAGAGUACAACCAUGGGCUGUCUCUCCACCGGCCAGUACGGCACAAAACCAGGCUGUGUGUUUGGAUUCCCGGUUUCAGUUUCUGACGGUGUGGUCACUGUGAAAGAGGUUGAUAGUAUUCCUGAGAAACUGAGGGAGAUUAUUGAUCUGCAGAAUGAGCAGCUACGUGCAGAGAAGAAGGUAGCAUUGGGUGAAUGUGACGACAUAGAAAAGGCCCUUAACUGUGUUGAACAAACGCUCUGGACCAUCCUAGAAACUCCUCAGCUGAAAAAACUGCUUGACGAGAAAGAAGGUGAAAGAAAAGCUAAAGAAGAGGCUGACAAAAAAGCUGCCGACAUCAAAGCUAAAGAAGAAGCAAAACGAAAAGCAGAGGAAGAGGCCCUGAAGAAAGCUGAGGAAGAGGCGGCUGCUGCAGCUGCAGCUGCCGCAGCUGAGGAAGAGGAAGAAAUAGACUAUGAUGCAGAUUGAUAGAGGAAGUGCCUACUAUUUAUGAUGGAAGAUUUUACUUUUUUGCAUCUUUGCAGACUUUUAUAUGUUGUGUUUUUUGUAUUUUAGGAACCAGAGAGUGGGUAUUCUUAGGGAUCAGAAUUUGCGAUUGUAACGAAACAUUGUUAAUAUGUACAGUAUACAUUCAUUUCUCACAAUUGUGCAUUUGUUUCAAUCUGUAAUUCUGGGUUCAUCUUUUGAGAUCGUAUUACUAAAUACUUGUUAGCAUUUGUUCUAUUUGUUCGCUUCAAAGAUGUUGUGAUUGUUCUUCCGCUAAAAAAGUAUGAUUUACACUGGUUUGAUAUUACAAUCUCCUUUUAGUUACCAUGUCUGCCACCUACAAAACAUCUGAGUCCAAAAGGGAGGAAUUCCGAAAGUACCUCGAAAAAGAGGGAGUUUUAGAUUCCCUCACCAAAAUUUUGGUUUGUCUGUAUGAAGAGCCGGAGAAACCCAUCAACGCUCUGGACUUCCUGAAGCAGCACCUCCAUGGAGGAUCACCAGAGAGCAAUGAUGUGGAAACCUUGAGACUCGAACUGCAAGAGCUGAGAACGAAGCACGAGGCAGUAGUUUCAGAGAAUGAGGUACUCAAAGCCAAACUUCAGGAGUACGAGACCCCUGCUGAGGAGAAGGAGGCUGAGAGUUAGUUGGCGUCUCACACGUCAAUUGCUUUGAGUCGAGUGGACAGAUAGAACUGUUAUUGUUUGUAUAGAAUACUGUGUAUAUUUGUAUCAGACCUUUUGUAAUUAAAGGCGAUUUCAAUCGCAGUUUUUCGGUUCAGGUUAUGCUCCAUCAAAAUGUUCGAAUAUAUGCUGAUCUAUCGAUUACAGUAUGACAAAUUCUAGUCAUGGUCUUAUAUGGCCAAUUAUUAUGGACCUAUAAAAGUAUCGCUUUCCAAAGUCAGAUUUAUCACUAUAAUUGCAUUAAGUUAUAAUUUCAAGUAUCGGUCCUGGUGACAAUAAGAUAUUCCGGUUAAAUGAUGAUUUUCCAGUUA
Messenger RNA from Bolinopsis microptera, 2687 nucleotides. RefSeq names its product putative malate dehydrogenase 1B. The record is from RefSeq and is a predicted model, not a curated record. Lineage: Eukaryota; Metazoa; Ctenophora; Tentaculata; Lobata; Bolinopsidae. Bases 44 to 1678 code for a protein of 544 amino acids. The transcript has 10 exons. Gene Ontology annotation, biological process: tricarboxylic acid cycle; oxaloacetate metabolic process; malate metabolic process. Gene Ontology annotation, molecular function: L-malate dehydrogenase (NAD+) activity.